AUGGGUCGGUUGCAAAAGAUUCUCAUUCCCUUUUUGGGAUUGGUUUUGGCCUUCUGGUUUUAUUCUGCGAGGGAGAAUUUCAAACCGGAGAUGCUGAAAGGGAAGCGGGUGCUUGUCACCGGAGCGAGCACUGGAAUCGGCGAGCAGAUGGCGUAUCACCUGGCACGGAUGGGCUCCCACAUUCUGAUCACAGCACGGACCGAGGCCAAGCUCCAGAAAGUAAAUGGCAAGCCCAGCACUCUCACACGCAUGCUCGUGGCGGUCUUAAAAGGCUCCAAAGACACUCCCCAAAGGCCAAACCGCUCACUAACGCCUGCUCCUCUGCUGGCAGGAGGCCUCGACAUGCUGAUUCUUAAUCACGUCGGCACGUCGUACUUUGGUUAUUUCAACGGGGACGUUGAGCACGUGCGAAAGCUCCUCGACAUCAACUUCCUCAGCUACGUGGCGAUGACUGUGGCUGCGCUGCCCAUGCUGAAGGAGAGCAAGGGCAGCAUCGUGGUGGUUUCAUCCAUGGCAGGUAAAGUCGGGUUUCCCUUCACGGUGCCCUACUCUGCGACUAAGUUUGCCUUGGACGGAUUUUUCAGCUCCCUGAGGCAGGAAUUCCACAUGCAGAAUAUCGAUGUUUCCAUCACGCUCUGCAUCCUCGGCUUCAUCGACACUGCCAGCAGAUUCCUCAGGACAAGCGUGCGGGUUCUGGGGCGUAAGAGCCACCCAGCGAACGGUCGGUCUUACACGAGUCGCGGUGUCACGCAGGAGCGGGCAGAAGCACCCAUCAGGAUCUAA
Messenger RNA from Opisthocomus hoazin, 783 nucleotides. The record is from RefSeq and is a predicted model, not a curated record. NCBI's taxonomy places the organism in Eukaryota, Metazoa, Chordata, Aves, Opisthocomiformes, Opisthocomidae.